CCACAUUUCGAAUAUUAUUUCAGCACUUGCAAUACGUUCACAGUGGGCAAACCAACUUUAAAGUUCGAUGUGAACUUGGUCCAUUAUGUGGAACGAUAUACACGAACUUUAAAGCUUACAAAGCACAUGUCUAUAGAGAACAUGUAAAUCUUCUUCAUGAAGAUUUAUGUAAACAAGAAGUACAAUUUGAUACCGGUACACACACGAACAAAGUGUCUCCAUCAACGUAUGAUGAUUCACAAUUAGACUUUAGCAUUCAAGAGAACGAUUUAGAAGACAACGGAAGCGAGAAUGUAGGAGAAAGCGAUGAUGAAACUAGUUUUUGUUGGUUAUUACUUAAAGAAGCGAAAACUCGAUUGUUAAAGAAAAAUGUCUAUUUAGAUUCAUUUGAAAAGUUUUAUUUCGAAUUACUAUUAAAUCUGAGAGAAGGUUAUUCUUUACCACAAAAUAUAAUCCAAGCAAUCACAUUCGGAUUUAAAUCGUUGAUUGAGCUAAUCCAUGAAUUAUUAAAAAUUCAAAUUCAAAGUUCCUUCACUCGAUGCCAAACAACAACUUCUUCUUUAUCAACAGACAAUUUUAUUUCACCGGUUGAUGUUAACAAAUUAAUUUCGAAUAUUAUAUUAUCUAUACAUCAAUGAAGUCUGAUUUCCUCUCACUCAGAAAUAUUUUGUGCUAUGUGCUUUGGUUUACAAAUAGUCGUUCAUUUUGCGCCAUGUUUAUUGUUUUUCUCGCGUUUUGUCGAUUCUAACUUUUCCUUGCAGAGAAAUGUCAUUUUUGGAUGAUUUCAUAGAGAGAAUGACAGAUGUUACAAAAAAUGAAUGCAACUUUUAGAGAUUGUGCAAGAAAUAUUUCUUUUACGAACCAGCAAAAGAAAUAAAGUUAAGCAAUCCGAAUCAAGUAGCAUAUUAUAUACCAAUACAAUCUAGUAUUAGACCAAUGUUGAAUAAGCAUAAUGUAUUAAAUAUGUUAAUCAAAAAUUAUAAUGAAACAAUUAGUUGUAGUGCUCUUGAUCUUGAUCUUAUGUACGAUUAUCGUCGUGAAUCACAAGCAAAAUAA
Molecule: messenger RNA, 1056 nt
Organism: Rotaria sp. Silwood1
Lineage: Eukaryota; Metazoa; Rotifera; Eurotatoria; Philodinida; Philodinidae
Source: the annotation of a GenBank genome assembly